Molecule: messenger RNA, 1332 nt
Organism: Drepanopeziza brunnea f. sp. 'multigermtubi' MB_m1
Lineage: Eukaryota; Fungi; Ascomycota; Leotiomycetes; Helotiales; Drepanopezizaceae
Source: RefSeq, a predicted model, not a curated record
AUGGGAGGUAACGCCUUCCUCACCCACUCCCCUCCCCUCCGUACCCCCCGCAUGCCCUUCGCCAUCUACCGCCUCAUCCUCGAGAACGCCCUCGCCAUCCUCCGUCAAAACUUCACCCGCGUAGCCGCGCCCCUCGAAGCCCCCUCAAAGCCCGACUACGGCGACGUCGACAUCCUGGUCUCCUCUCCUCUCUCACCAGCUCGCAACCCGUCGGUGAAGCCAAAGGCCGAGGUCGCGGAGCUGAUUGCGCGGGAUCUGGGGGCCAGGGCCUGGAUUCCCGGUCAGAGGAGUCAGGAGAUGAAUUUUGCGGUGCCGUGGCCGAGGUCAGACGAUGGCGAGGAAGGCGAGGAUGCGGCAGGCGGUGGGGAGGAGAGGUAUGUUCAGCUUGAUCUUCAUGUUUUGGAGAGUGAGAAGGAGUUCAAGUGGCAUCUCUUCCGCGCUGCUCAUGGGGAUCUGUGGAAUAUCCUCGGCAGCACUAUUCGUAGGUUUGGGUUGACUGUUAAUGACAAGGGUAUGUUUCUGCGGAUUCCGUCUAUUGAGGCCUUUGAUCGGAAGAAGGCCCUCGUCUACUUGACGGAUGACUCGGAUGCUAUUCUAGAUUUCUUGGGACUAGAGAGUGCGAGGUGGUGGAAGCAGUUUGGGAGUAUCGAAGAGAUGUUUGAGUACGCAGCCGGCUGCCGCCUCUUCCGGGUCAAACCUGAGAAGGAAGAGGGUGAGUUGGAGGGUGAUGUGAUGCUUGAUGAAGGUAGACAGGAGGGAGGGGAAGCUGGCAAGAAGAAACUCAAGCACAAUGACCGCCAGCGCAUGUCCAAACGUCCUAUUUUUGCAAUGUGGAUGGAAGAGUUCAUCCCAAAAUGCCGAGCGGAAGGUCGUUUCCUCGAGAUGAAGACGACCCGCGAGCAGAUCCAACAGGAAGCUCUCCAGACCUUCGGCGGCAGAGAGGAAUUUGAAAAGAGAGAAAGGGAGUGGAAGCUAGAGAAGCACAAAGACCAGAUGUGGAGGACCGUCAUCAAAGGGACAGUACCUCAAGACCUGGACCCCGUCGUUCGAGGUGCUACAUGCCGAUACUUCAAGGGCAUCUUGAUGGACGGAGAUAUCCUCUGGCACGGCGAGGUACCGAAGGCAGCCGAGCGCAACGAAGACGGGUUCUGGGACUUGGGGGCUGUGCAGGCGUUCGUGGAGAGCAACAUCGAGGAAGCGCAACGGCUGGGCAUGGAGUGGCAGCAGGCAAGGGCGAUGGCGAGUAUGAGGGCCAAGGCGGAGAAGAAGGCGAUAGCGAUGGCGGAGGCCAACCACGAAAGGCCGCCUGAGGACGCGAUGGUACCGAUAUGA